Molecule: messenger RNA, 2177 nt
Organism: Linum tenue
Lineage: Eukaryota; Viridiplantae; Streptophyta; Magnoliopsida; Malpighiales; Linaceae
Source: the annotation of a GenBank genome assembly
ACUCUGUAGUCUAUAGAUCAAUACAAUUAACUUACAAACUUAGAACAUUAGUUUUACGGGUUGAUGCACCCUUACAGUUUGGCAGCCAAUUGAAUUGAUCCGUCCUCAAUUGUAAAGACACCCAUCACAACACGCAACAGCUAUUCAUAAUUCUUCUGAGGAAAGGCCCUCUCCUAGCAGCAGCAGCUUCAGCUGACAGGCAGAUGUGAACGUUAAUUGCAAUGCAAUAUUAUCGUUGGCAUAGUACUGACAAUCUUGAAACCUGCAUCGACUCUGCAACAAAGUUAAAUUGAGGGAAGGGAAGGGAAGGGCAGGGAAAAGCCAAUAACAUUGAGCUGGAUUUGGUUGUGCCUGUGCUGCUGCUGGUCAAAAGACAGGUUGGAGGAGAGGUGAGAAGGCCGAAAAUGUAGAUGCACAUUAAAAAUAUUACAGGCAUAGAACAGUAACAUGGAAAUGCAAGAUAGAGAGAGAUGAUAAAAUAAGUGAGCAAGAGUAAAAGCCAUAACCCUGUAUAUGGCUGGUGGCUCUGCCUGUCGACUGUAAUUACUCCGCUCCGCCAUUUUAUGUGCCCACCACAACUACCCCUCUGCUACAGCCAUAAAAGAAUGGUGGACAGAGGCAGGGCAUCCAGCCAGCCACCUAGCUAGCUUGCUUGCUUGGGGGAAAUGUGUUCUUGGGUCCUGUUCUUUGCUUUCCCAGAAGCCAUUUCUAUUUUGGACACACUGGCCAUGACCAAGUGGCAUUCCCUCGUUCAUGUUCUACUCUCCAUCCAAGGAAGAGAUCCAAAUUGAGGUACUGCAAAUCGGGGAAGAAGAAAUUACAGUACCAGCACCGAGUGAGCUCUGUUAAGGCAUCCAGAAAAGAAGAAAAGAAUCAAUGGGGCAUCAUAAAUGCGGGUGCAACGCCACCCCAACUAACCCACAUACUCUCCACCAAAUUACGCAAUGGGACUUUCCAGCUUGCUUUCCUUUCCCCCCCAAGCCUAGCAACGAACAAUGAGAGAGAUGCAAGGGAAGCUCAUCAAGCAGCAGGCUCGUAGCGAAGCAGGAGUGAUGUGGGUUCUGGUAGCUGCUGCUUUGCUCUCCCACAACUUGGCCGUCCCAGUGAUGGCAUCCUCCCAGCUGAUUGGAGAGCAGAAGAACUACUACCCCCCAGAUCCACAUUCCAGGACUCCCCCUUCAGUGCAUGCAGGUUCCCACACUCCAACUCCAUCGCAUGGUACUUCUUCACCUCCACACCACUCUACACCGUCUCAUGGAGGAGGUUACCAUCCCACUCCCUCAAAUCCUCCAACUGGGAACUGUGGAACCCCACCUUCUGUUCCAACUCCCACCACUCCAACUGAUCCGACUACUCCAUCAACUCCCCCUUCCGGAGGCGGCGGCGGAUACGUCCCUUCACCUUCCCCACCAACCGGCGGAGGCGGCGGAUAUGUCCCUUCACCUUCCCCACCAACUAGCGGAGGCGGCGGUGGUAUUCUGACUCCCCCGACUCCUAUCAUCGGCGGCAGCCCCCCGACCAUUCCUAUCAUCGGCACCCCUUCUACGCCUCCAUUUGUCAUUGAUCCAAACUCUCCCUUCUCAUGCAACUACUGGAGGAACCACCCAGCAAUCAUCUUUGGGCUGCUAGGGUGGUGGGGCACACUGGGCAACGCCUUUGGAGCUCCCAGCCUGCCGGGCCUUGGACCCUCCACCAGCCUUCCCCAGGCUCUCUCCAACCCUCGAAGGGAUGGCUAUGGAACUCUCUACCGAGAAGGGACUGCUGCACUGCUCAACUCCAUGGUCACCAACAGGUUUGCUUUCACCACCAACCAGGUGAGGGAGAGCUUCGUUUCGGCGCUGGGAUCCAACAAGGCUGCUGCUGCUCAGGGACGUGUCUUCCAGAUGGCCAAUGAAGGACGUCUCAAGCCCAGAAACUAGCUUUGGUAGUAGAGGUUGAGAGUCAGUUGUCGUCGUCGGAUGUAAGGUGUUUGUUCUGUUCACCACCACCAUUAUCAUAGUCUGCAAGUGGUCUUCUGUCAGUUAUCAAUUACUUAGAAUUUCUACAUUUUAUAUGCUGAUGUUGCUCUGUUUUAUGUGUUUGUUACUUUAGUAAUGUCUUUUAUGUUUAUCCCAUUGAAGAGGACAGCUCUAGAGUGUUAUGGAUUUGGAUGUUAAAGUUUUAAUGCUUCACAAGCC